Messenger RNA from Drosophila teissieri, 3143 nucleotides. Its product is annotated as golgin IMH1. The transcript has 12 exons. The record is from RefSeq and is a predicted model, not a curated record. NCBI's taxonomy places the organism in Eukaryota, Metazoa, Arthropoda, Insecta, Diptera, Drosophilidae. Bases 274 to 2997 code for a protein of 907 amino acids.
UUCGCAAAGUGAUUUGCGUGCAGUUCAAGGGGAGGAGAACGGCAUUCGAGGCCCUCGCGCCCCGAUCUUUCCGAUCAGCAGUGCCUUGAGAUUGCCGCUUUCGAAGUGAACGUUCGGAUGUGGAAACCUUAUACUCAUGUCUAAUUACACAAGCUAUUACCUGGCAGACAAAAUCAGCUCUAAAUCGGGGCCAUAAGAGCCAAAUCUAAUGCUAUCCGGCCAUACCUUUUGCAACGGAAGAAGGACGUAGUAGUUGAAUUUCGGAUUGAUAUCAUGGGCAGCCGCCCAGUCGGGUUCGUCCUGGACGCCAAGUCCAUGGGACUGAAUGCGUCGAGACCUCCAUCGCCACCACCUGCCACAUCUGCGCCAUCCGCCAGCCAAAAGUGCCGGCAAGUGCAGCCAACCGAGCCAAGUGUCUCCCGUCUACAUCAGCAAUCGUCGGUAGAAGUCCAUGUCCAGUGCACUGCCAGCUCCGAGUCGAUCUCCACCGACCAUUACCGCUGUCUGCUCCAGAAGCUGCGGGAUGCCAAGGGCGACGCUGGCGAUAUGAGCUUCGAGCUGAACAACAUAUUUCUGAAGCGGCUGGACGAGAUUGACUGCCUAAAUGGGCACGAAUGUGAUGAUAUGGACACUUUACAGCUGCGGCUGGGCACUUUCCAGGAGUGGGUGGAUUUCCUGCUCCACGUAAACCACAUGAUCUUGGGCAACGUCUCGGAUUUGGAGAAGGAGGCGUACAGCAAGAUCGUUGCCUGCACUCAGUCUGUCCAAGGACAACAGCAACAGACCCUCGAGGAGAACCGCAAGCUGCGGAAGGACAUCUGUGCGAUUUUGAGUCAUGUGCAGACUUCUAAAACCUUUGACUUCCACGGCAUUUCCUUGGAGACAGUGACCGUGAACCAACUGCAGGGCGCUGGAAAGGAUCAGGCCCGGCCGGAAUGUGAGAGCGAGAAGAUGAACGAGAGCAUGAGGUCCUUGGCCAGCGAGAUAGCCGCCAAGCAUGACGAGAUCUGUAACUUAAAGUCGCAGAUGAAAGACUUGGAUGAAGUUGUGCAAACGGCCACGCAGAAGUUGCUGUUGAAGGAUCAGUGCAUAGCGCAGCUCAAUCAACAGCUGCAGGAGAUCACACACUGCAUCGAGAUCAUGUCGGAGAAUACGCCAUGUGAGGGACCCUUGAUGCACGCGACCCAGGCCCAGGAAAGGAAACGGGGACAGGACCACUUGGGGGAGUCGGCCAGCGAUUCGUUGACCGCAGAUACGAUGACCAACGAUAUGCUCGAGAAUCUCUCAAUACACGACAACCAGGAGAGCGAGAAGCUGCGGUUGCUGAAUGCGGAACUCAAUGAUCUCUUUGAUCUGUUCAGGAAACAGGAUCACCAGGCCAUAGAGAGUGGGAGAAAACGUCUGUCCUGUUUCUUCGGAGAGCUGGCAUCCGAGCGCGAUGAUACUGUGAAAAAGCUCGAGACCAUUCGCAGCCACCUGAGAAUCCUCCAGUCGGACCUCGACCAAUCCUGCCUGAGCUCGAUUGGUUCCGAAACAGGGCACUGUGACCAGGACGCGGACGCGGACGCUCAGAUGCUGGAAGCUCUACGAAGACGCCUGCUCACCCUCAACCAAGUUAAUCGAGAACUGCACGGGAAGUACCAGCGCCUGGACACCGAGUCUAAAAUCAAAAUUUCAGAGCUUCAGGCAAGGUUUGAAUCGGAAAACGGCAUUAAUCAAAGAAAUACCGAUGUUCUAAGGGAGAUCGCCGAUCUAAUUUGCAAGUUGGGUUCAAUGGAGUUCUCCUACAACGAAAUCUACGACGAAUCCUCGCGGGAAAACCCCUUUUGUACGACUAUUGCAGAGUUGUUUGAACUGAGAUCCCAGCAGGAGCAAAAAAGCAAGGCACUUAACGAACACCUUGCCUGCCAAAUCCAAGGACUGCAGGACAAUCUAAAGGAUCGAGAUAACCAAAUCAACCAGCUGCAGUCCAUGAUCAAGAGCUACUCCGACUUCAGCGAAAACAAUCGGCUUAAAGGAGAGAUACAUGACCUCAAGCUGAAGAAUUGUGAUCUAUCCCGCCAAUUGCGGGAACUCUCUUCCCUGAUGAGAAACCAAGAAGACCAACGCGUGGAGCUGUGCACGAAGUACGAGAACCUGACGUCCAGCUUCGAGGAUCAGUGCCAGGAACUCAAGGGAGCCAAGAGGAAGGCGCAGAGUCUGCAAUCGCGACUGGAUCAGGUGGAGCAGCUGCAGGAUGAGCUUAGAACAGAGCGCAAAAUGCUGCGAGAGGAGGUAAUCGCCUUGAAGGAGAAGGAGGCCGUGUCAGCGGGACGCGAGCGGGCACUGCAAGAGCAGCAAAAGAUUGGCCACUUGGAGGUGGAGAAGAUGCGCAACCACAUUCGGAACAUGCAGGACCAUCUGCAGUUGGAUGACAUCCGGCAUCGCGAAAGUGUCCAGCGGAUGAAUGAGACAACUGAGUGUCUGCGGGAGGAGUUGCGCACCAUUUCAGACAAUUGCCAACAAAUGCAGAUCCGCCUGAAGCAACAGACCGAAGUCAACCAGCAGCAGGAGCAGAUCAUCGACUCCUUCCGAAAGUGGAAGGACGCCCAGGUGAGGGCCGACGAGGCGAUGCGUCAUUGCGCCAAGCGGGCCGAGGAACACAUACACAUGCUGCUGGAGGAGAACCGGUCGUUGGCCGAGGACUACCGCAUUCUCUUCCGGGACAACCAGCUCUUGGAGAAGGAGAUGAAACGAGUAAAGCAGGCGGUCAACUACGCGUCCAGUUCCGCGAUGAGUUGUCCACCUCCGACGAGUGGCGGGCAGACCAAUGCCGAGGCGGUAAACACAAUGGCCAGGCGAUUGCAGAACUUGACCAGCACAUCCCAGCGCAUUUCUAACCAGAAUCGGACUCUCAACGAUCAGUACUGCAACCCCUUGAUCUCACGAAGCGCAUCUGGAAUAGGGCAGCCGGUGGCCCAAUCUACACUGCGGCCUUCUGGAUCGUCUGAGGAUUAGUCGUAGGGGCAGAUAGGAGCAUGACGCUUCCAUUCCAUUUGAACAUUGUUCUCACCCAAAAUCUGUAUGCCAUCAACACUUGAGGCGCGUAAUUUGUAAAUUAUUUGUAAAUUGUGGUAGAAAAUAAAAACUAAGUGCUUGUGUAA